Messenger RNA from Oryzias melastigma (Indian medaka), 400 nucleotides. Its product is annotated as catalase-like. The transcript has 4 exons. Lineage: Eukaryota; Metazoa; Chordata; Actinopteri; Beloniformes; Adrianichthyidae. Gene Ontology annotation, cellular component: mitochondrion; peroxisome; cytoplasm. Gene Ontology annotation, biological process: response to hydrogen peroxide; hydrogen peroxide catabolic process. The annotation marks the transcript as partial. The record is from RefSeq and is a predicted model, not a curated record. Gene Ontology annotation, molecular function: heme binding; catalase activity.
AGUCAUGACUUUUGAGCAGGCAGAGAAAUUCCAGUUCAACCCCUUCGAUCUGACAAAGGUGUGGUCCCACAAAGAAUUCCCAUUGAUCCCAGUGGGAAGAAUGGUCCUCAACAGGAAUCCCGUCAACUACUUUGCAGAGGUGGAGCAGCUGGCCUUUGACCCCAGCAACAUGCCCCCCGGCAUUGAGCCCAGUCCUGACAAGAUGCUGCAGGGCCGGCUCUUUUCCUACCCCGACACCCACCGACACCGGCUGGGGGCCAACUACCUGCAGAUCCCCGUCAACUGUCCUUUCAGGACCCGGGUUGCCAAUUAUCAGCGGGACGGCCCCAUGUGCAUGUUUGACAACCAAGGCGGCGCUCCAAACUACUACCCAAACAGCUUCAGCGCCCCAGAGACCCAG